Molecule: messenger RNA, 1747 nt
Organism: Danio aesculapii
Lineage: Eukaryota; Metazoa; Chordata; Actinopteri; Cypriniformes; Danionidae
Exons: 5
Coding region: 236-1609 (457 amino acids)
Cellular component (GO): cytoplasm
Molecular function (GO): NAD+ poly-ADP-ribosyltransferase activity
Source: RefSeq, a predicted model, not a curated record
AACUCCAUACAGAAAUGCCAACUGACCCAGCCGAGGCUCGAACCACUAACCUUCUUGCUAUGAGGUGACAGCGCUACCUACUGUGCCACCACGCUGCCCCAUGUAAUAUUUCCUAUUUCCUUUUUGGACACACCCUGUAAGAAUGUGUUCAUGAAACUGUUUUCAGAAGGUCUGGAAUCAGAGACAGAAGCAACGGCAGUGAUACUCUAAGAUUAUUUGUGUUUCAACUGCAAACAUGUGGGCUGAAGAUGACUUGGGUCCCGCUGCUCCACCAUGUCUUGAGAGUUACAGACAACCAGCGAAUGGCAAGGAAUACAUCAUGUAUCACGGCACAUCCAGGGCAGCUGCAGAAAGAAUUCUUAGAGAGGGUUUUCGUCCAUCUACCAAAGGCAUGCUUGGACGUGGCGUCUACCUCAGCCGAGAUCUAGAGAAGGCCUCCAGAUACCCUCUAAAUCUGCCUGAAGACCAGAGAGUGAUUAUCAGAGUGAAGGUCAAUGUUGGGAGAGUGAAGAGGAUCGACCAUCAAGGCCAUCCAAUGCAGAAAACCUGGCAGCGACGUUAUGACACUGCCUGGUGCCCUCCUGAAUGCGGCAUGGUAGAAAGUGGUCUUGAAGAAGAUUGUGUUCGGGAUCCGAGACAAAUCACAGUCAUUGAUUUAAUUUAUCCAGAACCAAAAGAGGAUUGUUCAAACAUGUGGGAUGAAGAUGACUUGGGUACGGGUGCUCCACCAUGUCUUGAGAGCUAUUCAGUCCCAGAAGAUUAUGAAUUUUACAAAAUGUAUCACGGCACAUUCUGGGAUGCUGCAGAACAAAUAGCUGAGGAGGGUUUUUUUCCGUCCUCUAAAGGCAUGCUUGGACGUGGCGUCUACCUCAGCCGAGAUCUAGAGAAGGCCUCCAGAUACCCUCUGAAUCUGCCUGAAGAUCAGAGAGUGAUUGUUAGAGUGAAGGUCAAUGUUGGAAGAGUGAUAAAGAUUGACCGUCAACGUCAUCCACUGCAGAAAAGCUGGCAUGAUCAUGGGUACAACACUGCCUGGUGCCCUCCAAACUGUGGCAUGGUGGAAAGUGGCCUUGAAGAAUUCUGUGAAGAGGAAAUCAGGUUUAGAAAAGACAUCAGAGGUGUAAACAUGUUCAGGUGGGCUGAAGAUGACUUGGGUGCUGGUGCUCCACCAUGUCUUGAGAGUCACAGCCAACCAGCAAAUGGCAAAGUCUACAUCAUGUAUCACGGCACUACCAGGGCAGCUGCAGAACAAAUUAAAAGACAGGGGUUUUGCCAGUCUAAGGAUGGUAUGCUUGGACGUGGCGUCUACCUCAGCCGAGAUCUACAGAAGGCCUCCAGAUACCCUCUGAAUCUGCCUGAAGACCAGAGAGUGGUGCUGAGAGUGAGGGCCGAUGUUGGCAAAGUGAUAAAGAUUAACAAACAAGGUCAUCUACUGCAGAAAACCUGGCAUGCUGAGGGUUACGACACUGCCUGGUGCCCUCCAAAAUGUGGCAUGGUGCCAAGUGGUCUUGAAGAAGAUUGUGUUUGGGAUCCAAAACGUAUUCAGGUCAUUGAUGAAAUCCGUCCAAAAAUGUCAGGAACACAUUGUGGCUCUGGUGGCCUUUAUAAGUGAACCUUACAACAACAUUCUACAAUGUUAAUUUGAAAACAUUUUACCAGCUGUUGAAGUGGAAUAUAAAUGAAAUGAUCAUGAUUGUAAUACGAAUUAUUGUAAUACGAAUGUAAACAAUAAAUAUAUUAAACAUGCAAA